Paramuricea clavata is the source of this 1047-nucleotide messenger RNA. Lineage: Eukaryota; Metazoa; Cnidaria; Anthozoa; Malacalcyonacea; Plexauridae. The record is from the annotation of a GenBank genome assembly.
CAUGGGAUAAAUGGAGACUUUUGGUGGUUUUUCAUCACUCUUAUUUUUAUCGUUGUCCCUUCAGUAAUAGUAAACGUCAGAGCGACUUCUCAACUGAAAAAGCAGGGCACGUGUAAUAAGGUGAAAUAUAUAGCAAUUUUUGCUAACUGUGGUGUGAUUUUCCGUUACAUUCAAGAACUAGAACAAUGGAAAAAAGAAAAUUUUGAUAAAACGCCAUGUGGAAAAAGCGAUCAAUGUUGUCCCUGUAAGACGUGUCUUCCAUGGUAUACUUUGCAAAAGGAGAAGUCAUUGGAGUCUACCUAUUCAAUGGCAAAGCUACGUUAUCUGGAAACGAUUACAGAGUGCGCGCCGCAAUGGUGUCUCCAAACAUACAUCAUGUUACGUCAGUGGUAUUUCCCAUGGUACACUGUGGUCUCAAUUGUGCUCUCGCUCUUGUCCUUAGCUUGGAGUAUCACGAUGCUCGAGAAAACGAGAGAAACGAAAGAAAAUCGCAAUUUUAAAUUAAUUACCACAGUGUCGUUCCUAAUUUGGCAACUUGCUUCGCUGAUAUCGCGUUUAUCCGCAAUCGUUAUACUCGCUUAUGUCCAUAGAUAUUACGUGAUCAUUUUCUUUGCAAUCAAUUGGUUGCUUUUAGCUGUGGUGGUUAGCGUUGUAAACAGAGGAAACGUCUACAGCCAACCUGAUAAUCCAGGAUUGCUCUUCUUUGGCGUAUGGGUGCUAUGCUAUCCUGUUAUGUUUCACUCUUCAGAAUCCCAAAUCGCUACAUUCGAAUUUAAAAAUCACAAACGCCAUAUGGCCUUGGGCAAUGUUUUACUCGCGCUCGGAAACAUUAUCAUGUUGACAUUGUCUGUAACGGUUGCAAAUCCUUACGCACCAUAUAUGGAGAUAUUGAAACCAGUUGCUAUCUCGUUGGUAGUUGGCGGAUUAUUAAUAUCAAGUAUCUUCUUCCUGGCGUAUGACAAAUGUUGCUUUCCAGAAACGAACAAUGAUCAAAUGGACAACGUUUUAUCCGUGGUGAAUAAUGCAUUUCAAGAAGAAGCAUGUUAA